CCAGCGAACGCGACACCCUUUUCGAAGCAGCUUCGAUCGAUCUGUCCUCCCCGACCGUUCCCACACCCACGCACCCUCGAGACACCACCGCCGGCGCCCGCUGUCGGUCUGUUCGGGCUCCCCGUAGCACAGACAUCGGAAGAUGAGAGAUACUUGGCUCGAUACUGCACGUGUCCGUCCAUGAGACAGUCUUCAUGAGUUGGAACCUCCUUGAGCGGUUCAUCCAGUCCGAGCACUUCAACCGCGAUCCUUCGCUCACUGUCUCGUACCUUGCUCGCUACGCCGAGCACGUUGGCAUUCACUAUGUGCUCUGCUCGAAGUUACGAGGCUUCAGCUAUGGGGAGAUUGAGUUCUUCCUUCCGCAGCUGUGCCAUCUGGUCAUCUCCAUUGACAAUGAGUCGAUGGCGCUGGAGGAAUUCCUCAUAGACCUGUGCGAAGAAUCUGUCAAUGGCGCGCUCCUGACCUUUUGGCUGUUCCAGACGUAUCUGCAUGACUUAUCUAGCCAACCCGCCUCUCAUGCUUUCCAGACGUGUCGCCGAGUGUACAACAGAGUCCAGAAUAUCGUCUUCGGUGGCGGGGAACCUACGCGAAGAGCGAGGAUACACGAGAAUGUGCUGCCAGUCACCGUUCUGUCGGGCUUAGUAUUGGCUGGCGUAGGCCUCCCUGCGCUUCCGCAGCACGUUGGUCCACUUGCCAUAGCUCAAGCUAGGAGGCCACGGCCAAUGGAAGAAGGUUCUUCUGAUAUUCCUCCAGCCACGCCUACGCUCAGCAGGAGUGCAACAGUUGGCGGUGGUACCACCAGGCGGACAAGGCCAGGCACUGGAGACGGCCAAGAGGCGCCGCGGCGGAAGACACGAAAACCCGCGGACGUCAAGAUCAAUGGCAGCCCAGCGUCGGCUUCGACGCCGAACACGCCUGGACUGCCACGAGAGUCGCGGCCUAGUGCCUCGCGGCAGUCAUCAGCCGGACACACUUCACGACAAUCCCUCGCGAUGGCCAUGAGUUCGGAAGGCUUUGCUAGCAGUUCCUCACUGCCAGACCGUAGGUCGGAGAGGCGAAAGGUUAGCGCAGGCUUGAGCCUACCUGCUUCGCCGGGGGUGCCACGCCGACUAGGGGAGAUCUCUCGACGACAUUCGCAGAACUUGCGCCCAGUAACGCCUUCAUCAAUGUCGCGAGGGCAAAGGGUCCGAGCGCUACGGCAGAACUACUUUCGUAACGAGAGCCAGCUUCUCACCGCGCUCGAAGGUAUCUCGAAUCGCUUGGUGUCCGUGCCGAAGCCCGCUCGAUUGAGUGCGCUGCGUGCUGAGCUAGGGCUCAUCGCUCAGGAUCUCCCAGCAGAAGUCGACAUACCACUCCUUUGCCCUGCAACCCUUGUGGGUGGCUCUGCAAGUCGAAGUCGGCAUCAUCGCAUCGUACGACUUAAUCCUGCAGAAGCGACAAGUCUGAACAGCGCUGAGAAAGUUCCGUAUCUGCUGAUUUUAGAGGUAAUCCGAGAGGACUUUGACUUUGAUCCGGACAGCCAACAGAAUCAAGAUCUUCUCGCCAAGAUAUUAUCAGAAAAGGGCAAGCAGAAGCGUAGAUUAUUCGACACAACAGAUGCUGCACGACAGGCGGCCAUCAUAUCGCCACCGGAAGAGGCGACGGUGGACAGUGUGCUGGAACCUAUGAGUGGUGAUCUUUCGAGCACUGCGCUACUUCAGGACCUGGAUGAUAAGCCAAGAUCGGGUACGAACAGUCCACGCUCAAGAACGGCACCUCCUGGGGCAAGAGAUCCUCCACGCCUCUCCAGCGGCGUAAGUACCAUCUCAACCCUAGCAAGUGUGUCCACCCCUCGUACUUCAGAAGGUUUGGCAACUGCUCGGCCCAACAGCUCAGAUCGAGCAUCCCCAUUCCGACCUCAGAACGCGACGCAGGCGGAUGUUUCUGCUCUGGCCGACCACAUGCGCACUGCAUCUCAAAUGCUUGCACAGCUUGAGUUGAGCGCUGCAAAACGACCAAAAGCCGAAGUGGCAGCCAUACGCGCUAAGAUCAUUGCUAGUAUGCAAUCGCUGGAAGAGCAGAGCUUUCUGGCAGAGGAACAAACUCCUAACUUUGACACCAUCAUCGCGAGGACGGGUGCCGUCAGCUCGGACGUAGAUGAUCUCGCAGCUUCACUGGACGAUCCUUCCGACCCGGAUCUGGUAAACAUAGGGAAAGGUGCUGCGCGCAUGGAGAACGAUGCCAUGACUGGCGGUAUUCAACGCACUGGCGACCGCGACGACCCUAGUGCGGCCAUGUUCGGUGAGGCCUGGGAGCAGAAGAAGGAGCGAAUACGCCGCUCAUCGCCAUAUGGCUGGAUAAAGCACUGGGACCUCGUCUCUGUAAUUGUGAAGACGGGUGCAGACUUGCGGCAAGAAGCAUUUGCCUGUCAGCUGAUCGCCGUUUGCGACAGAAUCUUUGCUGAACACAAAGUCAACGUAUGGGUGAAAAAUAUGCGGAUCCUGGUCAUCGGCGAGACAUCAGGCCUCAUUGAAACAAUCACAAACGCCGUAUCGUUGCACUCCAUCAAGCGUUCGCUCACGAUUGCAAGCAUAGCAGCCGGUACCAAUCCGAGGAAGCGAAUUGCCACCUUGCAAGAUCAUUACACCAAGACCUUCGGAAGUCCAGACUCGCCGGCACAUGUAAAAGCAAUCGACUGCUUCAUCCGCAGCCUAGCGGCGUACAGCAUCAUCAGUUACAUCCUCCAGCUCAAGGACCGUCACAAUGGGAAUAUUCUGAUCGACGCCGAGGGACACGUUGUACAUAUAGACUUUGGCUUCAUGCUGUCGAAUUCUCCUGGGAACAUGGGAUUCGAAGCUGCGCCUUUCAAGCUGACUCUUGAAUACGUAGAGUUACUCGGUGGGCCCGAGAGUGAGCCUUUUGGACGCUUCAAGGAGCUGAUGAAGGAUGCUUUUCAAGCCUUGCGCCGAGAAGCGGAACGAUUAAUAACCUUGGUCGAGCUCAUGGGUCGUGAAAGUAAGAUGCCCUGUUAUGGGGGCGGCUUGGUCAAUGUUGUUAGUGCAUUGCGUGCACGUUUCGUGCUUGAGAAGAGCAAAGAGGAAGCUCGGGAUUGGGUGGAGGAUCUUGUGAACAAGAGCAUUGGGAGCUACUACACCAGACUCUACGAUACGUUCCAGUACAGGACCCAAGGCAUCUACUAGAUGGCAGAUUGAACGGAGGUUGCAACAGGUAUGAAUGUACGGCAGAAGCAUAGUGGGAAGAGGAAAAGUGUCGGGUGAUGUUAUAUUCCGAAAACAUGUUUUCAAUCUUUCCCCUCCUUGAGCUUUUUGGUUAUCGGAUUUGGACGAAUCGAUAACCACGCCAUGAUGGAUGAAUAGCCUGCUAUCUACGCUGCUUCGACUAUAUCUUAGUGCGAAGCCAG
Sphaerulina musiva SO2202 is the source of this 3400-nucleotide messenger RNA. RefSeq lists its product as uncharacterized. Gene Ontology annotation, molecular function: 1-phosphatidylinositol 4-kinase activity. The coding region runs from base 195 to 3179 and encodes 994 amino acids. The record is from RefSeq and is a predicted model, not a curated record. The transcript has 3 exons. Gene Ontology annotation, cellular component: membrane; cytoplasm. Gene Ontology annotation, biological process: phosphatidylinositol phosphate biosynthetic process; phosphatidylinositol-mediated signaling. NCBI's taxonomy places the organism in Eukaryota, Fungi, Ascomycota, Dothideomycetes, Mycosphaerellales, Mycosphaerellaceae.